AGAAAUGCAAAGCCGCCGCCGCGCGCACCAGCCAGCCGCACACACGACUGUUCGCAGCGGAGACUCGGGCCGUGCUGCUGAGGGUUGUUUUGUCUGUGGCGCGCCUGAGUCGCAAUUAGUCGCGAUGACGAGUGACGAAAUCAAUUUGCAGCGGCCGACGGCGUUGGUACGACUCGAUUCCGCCCGCGGCCGCGGCAAGUGCAAUUAGGGGCGCGCGGCGGGGCUGCGCGGGGCCACGCAGGUGCAACCCUUGCUCGGCGCUGGGUAAACACACGGCCUUUCAAGUGCGAUUCGAAGCUGCGCUUGCUUCCUUGAGUGGUAUUAACGAGAGAGAGCAAGAUGCCACUCGCGACGAGAGAAAAUGUUGCCCCUGCUAAUAAGGUACUCCAAUACUGAAGCAGCCAUUUGUACGAGCGCCUGUGAGCUUGCCUGGUGCCUCUGCUCUUCUAUGAUGAGCCACCUGUAGCCUUGCACCACCGUGCACCCUGAACCCGCCCCCCUCCAACGCAGCAGUGAGCAGCGAGCACAAAAUUCGAUGCAUUUUUGGAUCGACAAGCGCAGCCAGGUGUGUUCUCUAAACCGCAACAGGUACGCACCAACUGCAAACAGACACCGUGGGGGUGGCUGGAGCGGCGCUGCUGGGGUGGCAGGCUGCAAAGUCGGCGGCCUCGUCAUGGUGACCCCGGUGCAUCGGUUCCAACCGAUCGAGAGUGUGCAGGCGGCCGGCGCUGGCCUCCGCCGCGCCCACCACCACCGGCCGCGACUGCACAACCACGGCCACCACAACAACCACCACCACCACCACCUGCAUCAGGCGUCGUCGCUCCUGCAGGCCUCCUCCUCGCACGCCAGCCCCAACCAUCAUGCCUCCAGCUCCAGAUUUUCAUCUGCAGAACCAAGUUUGGAAAUCACCGCGCAAGACAUGUCAGAGAACUCGGAGCUGGUGGGGUCGGCGCGCGGCGGGGGCGGCAUGUCCCUGCUGCCCCACGGCGCGGUGGGGCAGGGACUCGCGUCGCAGCAGCAAGUUCUGCUCCGGCUGCCGGCGCCACAGAGGGAGGUUUUCGCCUCGGGCAGACUCAAGUGUGGUCUGUGGGCCACCCUGGCCCUGAUCUCCUUCUCCGUGGCGGCCGCCAGGUUCUACUCGGACCAGAAAGUGAGGAUGAUAUUAAAUGAAAAAGGUUCUGGUCUAGAGAUACUCUACUUAAUGGUGUGCGCGCUUUUGGUCCUGCUUCUCUGCUGCGGCUGUGUUAUUUCGCUGUGCAGCGCCGGGCCGCCAAGGGGCUGCUUCAUUGCACGUACACCGCAAGGACCAAACAAUUCGCAAGACCUUGGUCCCCGAAGUGCCCUAAUUGAGGUGCCAGAGGAGGAGCCUGGCGGUGGCGGCGGUGUCGUCGAGAGUCAGCAGCCAGGAAUGUGCGUGCGCCACCAGUUGGAACAGUCGUUGCAAAUGUCCGAGCGGACAAUUUUCGAAGCACAACCGUCGGUGAUUGGCGGCGAACCACCGCCGUACCACAUCGCCAUUUGGCUGCCGCAGCCAGAGGCGACCGCCGAGGAUCCACCGCCGACCACCAUCCAAGAAAUACCUCCUCCCUCCUAUGACAAGGCGACCAGUUAAUCGCGGUAAUUGCUCGCAUUGCACCAUUGUGAUCACAUAAAUUCUUCCUGUUUCUCCCCUAUGCGCGGAUUGUGGUCCACCGAUGACACGAUGGUUAUUUCUGUAGAUCGGAAAAAUGGACGGAAUUAAAUACAAGAAGGUGAAAGCAUUGCUGGACAGUGGAGACGGCGAGUGCUUGAAAAGCUUUUCUAACAUAUCAAAAUUCAGUGGAGUACCAUAUAAUUAUGAUAAUAAGCUAAUUGCAAAAGUUUAUUGGUGUUUUACUGUUGGAUAUUGAGAAAGUGGACUAAAAGUUUGAUUGUCCAAAUCAUAAGCUGCGAUUGUGAUUUUUCAAAAUUUUCGGAAAACUCUCUUAGAGUUUGAAAAGCAAAGUGUUUUACGAAUUUUCAAUUUUUUGGAAAAAUAUUUUCCCAGAAAUGCAAAUUCCAGUGGUUUAAGAAGGGAGCGAACUGCGGAAAGCUAUAUUCUUUAAAGUUACAAUUCCCUCCAUCCAAAUUCAGAGACUUCUGCUGUACCUCUGACGCCCAUUUUGAAUAUUUUUAAGCUGAAUUUAGGUGUUCAAGCUGGUUAUCGCCAAAGUCAAAGAGUAAAAAAGGCCCACCUUAAAGAUCAAAAGAAAAUCUAUUAUACCCUGUACGAGCCAAAAAUGAGCAAGUUGAUUAAUUUAAUAAAAAUCCUUGGGAGGCAAAAAUAUGACAUCGAACCCCUCCAACAUACAUGAAUUGGAAUAAGUGAAACAUAGUGUUAAGUCUGUAAAAUGUAUGCUAAAAUUGAACAAACUUGCUGAUUUCCCCCAGAACCUACAAUUUCUAAUCUUGAAAAGGCUAUUUUUCUUAAAUUGCUAUUUUAUGGGACUGAUCGAAUUCCCAAAAGGGCAUACGAUUUGUCACUUUGCAUUUUAAUGUAGGAACGGCCCAGAUGUGCUAUUAUACACAUAUUUAUAUAGGUGGUAUAAGCACACAGUAUUUUAAUUUUUUCUUAUACAUCAGACAUUUUCUUGGUGAAACAAAGUAUAUGUAUUUCACCAUCUUAAAUACAAACACAAAAUAAAGAAUUAGAUUUUUUAAAGAUCAAAUUAUUACCUUUUAUAUCGUACAAUGCAUUCAACCAAUUUUCAUAAUGCAAAAGCUAAUACAUCCCUCUUUGUACCCUAUUAAACAUCGCAAACGUCAAGCCUAAUAAGCCGCUAAUUUAAGUUAUGUAUUCGUGUGGAGCAUCUCUAAGCGAACAAAAUUGAACGACCGUGUGAUUUUUACUGUCAAAAAUGGAAAUAACUAACCUUGUUACACACCCAACAGACAAUAAACCAACCGUUUGAAAUGCGUAAGCCAAAGGUAGAAUUUUUGACAAAAAUUAAACACGUUUUCUCUUCCCUCUUCAAACGCUUUGUUCUAUCACGUUGUUGUGAAAUAAUAAUAAUUAUUUCCAAUGUAAUUGACAUGGACAGAAAAUAAAAUAAAUCUUCUCAGCAUAA
Molecule: messenger RNA, 3089 nt
Organism: Cloeon dipterum
Lineage: Eukaryota; Metazoa; Arthropoda; Insecta; Ephemeroptera; Baetidae
Exons: 5
Coding region: 536-1615 (359 amino acids)
Source: RefSeq, a predicted model, not a curated record